Messenger RNA from Tupaia belangeri chinensis (Chinese tree shrew), 1002 nucleotides. Its product is annotated as cAMP-dependent protein kinase type II-beta regulatory subunit. The transcript is spliced from 3 exons. Bases 78 to 362 code for a protein of 94 amino acids. Gene Ontology annotation, molecular function: protein kinase A catalytic subunit binding; cAMP-dependent protein kinase inhibitor activity; cAMP binding. The record is from RefSeq and is a predicted model, not a curated record. Gene Ontology annotation, cellular component: cAMP-dependent protein kinase complex; cytosol. Gene Ontology annotation, biological process: negative regulation of cAMP-dependent protein kinase activity. Lineage: Eukaryota; Metazoa; Chordata; Mammalia; Scandentia; Tupaiidae.
UUUUUGUUGUUUUAUUCUAAUAGGGAGAUUCAGCAGAUUCUUUCUUUAUUGUUGAAUCUGGAGAAGUGAAAAUUACAAUGAAAAGAAAGGGUAAAUCAGAAGUAGAAGAGAAUGAUGCAGUAGAAAUCGCUCGAUGUUCUCGGGGACAGUACUUUGGAGAGCUUGCCCUGGUCACUAACAAACCUCGAGCUGCUUCUGCACACGCCAUUGGGACUGUCAAAUGUUUAGCCAUGGAUGUGCAAGCAUUUGAAAGGCUUUUGGGACCUUGCAUGGAAAUCAUGAAAAGGAACAUCGCUACCUACGAAGAACAAUUAGUUGCCCUGUUUGGAACAAACAUGGAUAUUGUUGAACCCACUGCAUGAAGCAAAAGUAUGGAGCAAGAAGACCUAUAGUGACAAAAUUACACAGUAGUGGUUAGUCCACUGAGAAUGUGUUUGUGUAGAUGCCAAGCAUUUUCUGUGAUUUCGGGUUUUUUCCUUUUUUUACAUUUACAACGUAUCAGUAAAUGGUAGAGAUUUAAUAGUCAAUAGGCUUUAACAUCACUUUCUAAAGAGUAGUUCAUAAAAGAAGCAACAUACUGAUAAAAUGACUUUCUACUCCACAAAAUUAUUUGACUGAAAAGUUUAUUUAAAUGAUUGUAAUAUACUGAAAGUAUUCAUGUUUAAGAAGAUAACUAGGGGAUGUUAUCAUAGGCUAUAUGUGUUUGACUUACUCAGAUCGAUAAUAUAUUAGUGACUAUGCCCAUACAAGAAGAAACUUGGCAGUGAAUCAUGCUCCAUGGCAUGGCAUCAUAUUCUUUUUAUAACUCAUUAUACUUAGUGGAAUUUUAAUCAUUUUCAUUUUAAAGUUUUUCUGGCUUGAUAAGUUUUGUGCUGGCCUUGGCCUAUUGGUGAAAUGAUUUAAAACAUCAUAUGCAAUUUCAAAACUUUUUAUAUUUUUGCAAUAAAGUACAUUUUGACUUUUUUGGCAUAAUGUCAGUAACCUAUGUAUUCUAGUGGUUUU